AUGAGUGCAAUAAUACAACGUAUAUUCUUGCAAGAAGAUGAAGAUGAAGAUGAAAGUAUUUUUUUGACUAUUUUAGAAAAUCCAGGUUUGGCUAUCCGUGAUUCAGCAAGAUUAAAUGUAAUAAAUACUUGUCUUAAAAAUCAAGGACUUGAUUCUAUGAUGUCAACAUUAUGCUGUGAUGUUAUUCAAACAUUAUUUGAAACAUUUGAAUUAUCAGAUUUAGCAAAUUAUUUUGGAUUUGCAGCUAAAGCUAUAACUAAUCUUGGAACAGAAGCAUUACAAAAAAUAACUGCAAUUGCUUUUCUUAAAGUAUUUGUUGAAGGAUUCUGGAAUGAAUGUAUUCAAAGACACAAUUAUCAGCAACCAAUAGUUUUCGAUCUAAUGGAAACUGAUGGAGCAGUUUUAAUUAAAGAAAUUAAUGAUUUUAUGAGCAUACCAAAUCCAUUAAUCCAUUCAUUAAAAAUAUAUUUUCUAAGAAUUUUACGUAAUCGGCACAAUCUUCCACUCAAUGACGUAAAACAAUUUUGUAAUAGACAAAAUAGAACACUUCCAUGGCUUGCAAGUAUUGCAUGGGAAGACAAUUCUCAAAAUAGACUUUCAUUUAAUCCUUACUGGGCCUUAGAUAUGUAUGCAGAAGCUGAUAAAGGAUUUUCUAGUUUAUACUCACUUAAAAAUAAAGCACCAAUUAAGAUCUUCCUACAAUCUGUACAAAAAAACGAAUCAAUGGGACAUAGAAUUGCAUUUGGUGGAGUAGUUGUACAACGUAUACAUUUAGUCCAUGCAUCAAAUGAAUGGUCUCUUGAUUAUGAUAAUGCCAGUAAAGAUCUUAGAACUGAAAUUAAUGGAAUGAAAACGCUUACACCACUUUAUAGACAAAUAAUUGACAAUAUUAUACAAAAUAAACAGCCAUUACUUCAACUAAACAUUAGGACAACAAAUGAAACUUUGUUGAUUAAAUCUGUAAUUGGACAUAUUGUAAUCUUACAUUCAUCAAUUCCUGCAGACUCAUCACCAUUAACUAUUUAUUUAAAUAAUCUACAAAACUGCCAUACACAUUAUAUUUUAACAGCACAAGCUGAUAAUGAAUCAGUCAUCAUGAAUGCUUUAACAUCUACUACUGGUGAACAAUUAACAAGAUAUUCAUGUCAGUGUGGUUAUAAAUAUGUUAUAGCAAACUGUGGUCAAGCAAUGGAAGCAAGAAAAUGUCCACAGUGUAGCAAUACAAUAGGAGGUGGAUCACAUAAAUCAGCUGCUGGUAAUCAAAAAUUGGAUCAUGCGCCUCAGAGAAAUAUGACAGUUGUGAACCAACCUGGUUAUGUUGAAGAUCUAGUUGAACCUGGAAUUGGUCAUACAGUCCGUGCUAUGCCACCAAAUGCAUAUCGCAUCUUACAUUUAAUUGUUCAUGCAUUGAUUGGUUCUUCAAAUCAUGCUAAAAACUUCUUAAAAAUUAAUGGUAAUGCUGAAGAAUAUUGCCUUAAACAUAUACAAAAUGACUGGAAUGCACUUAAAAGAAUUUUCAAUUGCAAUGAUGAAAAUUUAGCACUAUUGUUACAUUCAAUUCUAACAGAAAUGUCAAAAAAACUUUUUACUGGUAGUCCAUCAAUAAUUACAGACCCUGCUCAACGGGAUGCAUGGGAAUUACGGUUUGUUAAUGAAUAUGUUGAGCCACAAACAAAAAGCUUCAAUGAAUCUAUUACAAAUUUCCGUAGAAAAUUAGAUGCAGAAUUAAAAAAAGCAAAUGGAAAUACUAACAUAAUUGAAUCUGAAAUUAAUCAGACUAUAGAUAUGGAUGAUAAUUAUAAAGUUGAAUAUUUACCAAAUCUUUGGAGAACAAUAGGAGCUAUAAGUUUUGAAAGUUUCAGAGCAUAUUACAUUGCUGAUCAAACCAAUAACAAUAAAACAUAUCCAUUUCUUUCAAUAUUUUUUAAACAUUCUGAAAAGUUGACACAGAUUAAACAUCUUUUUCCCAUUAUUAAAUUUGCUGAGAUAUUGGCAUCAAGACUUGAGUAUAGAAUCAAUAGAAAAGAUGCUCAUAAUAAAUCAUUUCAAGAAUUUAUAAACGAUGAAUCAAAUGGAGGAAUAGUUAAAGAGACACAUGAAACAUUAGCUAAGGCAUUUGGUGAAUUUUCAGAAGCAUGGAAUGCAGUGCAUGAUCAAGUCAAAAGAUAUCAAUGUAGUGAGUUUAAAUCAGUUAUUCCUAAGGUGACUUUAGAUAGCCCAAUUGCUUUUGGAUUAGUUGAAGAAAAAGAUACAGGGAUAUUUAUUUGUGCAAUUAUAAAUUACCUUGUGGGAUUACAAAAUAAUUUCUUGCUAGAAAUCACAACAAUUCCAAAUGGGUCUUGUAAAUCAUUAAAAUUUUUAGAAGAACCAUCUCAAGUUGAUGCUGAAUCAACAUCUGGUAAUGGUGGUAGUAGUAGUAGUUCAACUCAAGCCAAUAAUUCAAAGAUAUCUAAUCAAUAUUAUCUACGAUUAUCAAGAGCAAACCAAUUAAUAAAAUCAAACGUAAUUGAUUAUGAAUGGGAUGAAGAUAUUCUUCAAUAUAGUCAAAGAAUCCUUGCUAUUGGACGUGGUGAUGAUGUUAUUUAUGACUUGCAAAAGAUUGAACUUGAACUUGCACGUUGGUUGGUAUUUGAUAAAGCAUAUAUUGAAACUGUACAAGAUUUACCAUUAUAUUUAGAACCAUUUUCAUACCAUAUGGAAUUGUUCCAAGGAUAUUUGAGAAUUCUCAGUGACAUUAAAAAUAUAAUUCCACAAGAACCUAUUCCUACUGAAAAAAUAUUAUUGAUUAGAGGAGAAGCAGGAAACAUAAAUAAUAAUAUAUUUGUAUCAUCAACACAAUAUACAAAUAAUUAUGUUUUAGAUGAUGCAAGUGACAUUUUAUCAUCACUAGAAGUACUUUUAUGUUUCGUUAAGCGCAAUGCAGUAGGGCAGGAAGACACAUUAAUACAAGAUUAUGUGGCACAAUGGAUGAAGUUAUCAUCAUUGACGACAAAACCUACAUUUGCAAAUUUAUUAAAUGCAGGUCUAACCUUAAAGCAUGUAGUAGCAUUAUAUGAAUUUGUAGAAGAACAGGUGGCCAACAGAGUGAUUGAUAGUAAUACAACAAGAAGCAAAAAGGGUAAAAAACCAGGAAAAACAGGACACAGAUUUGAUAUUACGUAG
This is a messenger RNA of Entrophospora sp. SA101, 3162 nucleotides long. NCBI's taxonomy places the organism in Eukaryota, Fungi, Glomeromycota, Glomeromycetes, Entrophosporales, Entrophosporaceae. The record is from the annotation of a GenBank genome assembly.